AUGAAGGCUUGCUUGAUCGCUUUAGUUAUCGUCGGGCUUGUGGCCGUGGGUCUUCCCACUACACAGGCGCUUCGGUACACUGCCUACACUAAUAUUGGAAACUUCUACGAAGCCUAUCACACGUGCAUACUGAAAGGAGGUUAUUUAGUAGCGAUCGAGACACCAACCCAAAACGCGUUGGUGGUUGCGGCAAUUAAGAAAUCUGGCGGUACUGGCACAUUCUGGACGUCGGGCACGGACUUUGGCAUGGAGGGAGCAUGGAUGUGGGUGUCAAGGAACAGAGGCCUCGGUGCCUUCCAAGGAUACAACAAUUUCCAACCUACAAGGCCACUCUACGAUACCGCCGCCAAAGAAGACUGUUUGUCGAUAAGUACCACUGGAGUGUGGAAAGAUGUGGACUGUGGUAGCAAAUUACCCUACGUGUGCGAAUUCACAUACUGA
Messenger RNA from Anopheles marshallii, 441 nucleotides. Its product is annotated as tetranectin-like. The transcript has a single exon. Gene Ontology annotation, molecular function: signaling receptor activity. The coding region runs from base 1 to 441 and encodes 146 amino acids. Lineage: Eukaryota; Metazoa; Arthropoda; Insecta; Diptera; Culicidae. The record is from RefSeq and is a predicted model, not a curated record.